Molecule: messenger RNA, 1254 nt
Organism: Cercopithifilaria johnstoni
Lineage: Eukaryota; Metazoa; Nematoda; Chromadorea; Rhabditida; Onchocercidae
Source: the annotation of a GenBank genome assembly
AUGCCUAUAUUUUGUAUGAUACCAAAUGUAAUACGUUUGAAAACACCUGGCCUUGUUGUAUUACCGUUCAUUAUAAUAUCAUUAUUUUCAUCAACAGCAAUUUACAUCAUUUUACUUGCAUGCACUACAACUGCAGCAUCAUCUGCAGCAACAGUUACCUUGCUGCAAUCAUCAACCAUUCUUUUCCCAUUAUCUAUCACUUUGAUAUUUUUGAUCAUUUUAUUUACAGUGAAACGAAAUCAUGACGAUGAAUUGAAUUGUGUGAAAAAACGAUAUGAAAAGCAGUUAUCGGAAUGUAAUGAUGAAUUAAUCCGGACGUUGGAUGAACAACGUUGCAUUCAUGAAGCAGAAAUUGAACGUCUCAGUCGUUCCAAUCAACUACAAUGCUCAAAUUUAGAUAAUAAAUUAGCGGAAGCGGAAAAGAAUGUGGAAGAACUAAUCCGUGAUAAGAAAAAUCUUGAAGCAACAUUAAGUAAAGAUACAAAUGAAAAAGUUGCGGAGCUAUCAAAAGAAAUUAGUAGUUUGAAUACAGCAUUGGAAAUUAAAUCAACUGAAAUCAAAACAUUACGACAUUCAAAUGCAAAAUUGCAAUUGAAAGUGGAAGAGAUUCCACUGAAAGAUAUUGAAAUAAGCAAAUUAAAACAUCGUGUUCGUGAAUUAAAAAUAUUGGUGGAUCAAAAAACUAAUACAGAGAAAGUUUUGACAUCGAAAUUUGAAGAAUUACAACGUUCGGCACGUAAUCAAGCAGUAAUGUCUGAAUCGAUGCUAAAAGAGAAUGAUUUAUUGCGAUAUAAAAUUGAGGAAAUGGAAUCGUCAACAUCGGAGGGAGAACCAAAUUUUGUGAAAACUGAUUGUGCAAUGAAAUAUCGUACACCACCGCAACCAUUGAAUGUUUGUUCGACACAUUUAUGUCAAAGUGAACGACGUCCGCCAUCUUCAACUAUUCCGCGUCGAUCUUCACAAUCACGUGAUGAUGUGAUGACUCGUUCGGUUAUUUCGUUAUAUCUCGAGCAAGGACGAAAUCGGUUUACCAAAGAAAAUAUUGAUACCAUUUAUACACCGGAAGGAACAUUCAUCGCAAAAGGUCGCGGUUGCUCACAAAGGUUAUCUUUUGAUGAUGCACAUGAUGCAGAUGAUGAAGGGACUCCUCGUCUUGCCCGGACAAACGAACAGUCAUCAGUUUCUGGAAGCAAUAAUUACCAUGAAGCAUCACGAACAGCGAGCACUGUACUAGACAGCGGUAUAUCAGUUUGA